UACUGUGGUUCCAGGGUGGGCUUUGCUAUUACUGGUGAGAAUCCAGUUUUUUGAUCUUGGCGUGCACGUAUGUGGUGUAGUUUUGUCGCCUUGUCUGAAAAUGUUGGGGAGAAAAGGUUCGGUUCCAGACACAGUUGGGGCGGGAGUGAGCUGGAGGUGGAGCUGGAUAAUCAAAGCCAUUUCCCUGCUCUGUCUGUCACUCAGUUUCCUCUCCGGACCCGCCUCUCACUCUCUGUCAGCUCUUUCUCAGUCAGGUCGGGUCGGGCUGUAUAAAAAAGGAAGGGGAGGCAGCUCGGCUCUCAUUCAGCAGCGAUUGGAGUGAAGAAGCGUGAUGUCUGGAAGAGGCAAAGGAGGCAAAGGCCUGGGAAAAGGCGGAGCGAAGCGGCACCGGAAAGUGCUCCGUGAUAACAUCCAGGGCAUCACCAAACCAGCCAUCCGGCGCCUGGCUCGCCGUGGCGGGGUCAAGCGCAUCUCGGGCUUGAUCUACGAGGAAACCCGCGGGGUGCUGAAGGUUUUCCUGGAGAAUGUGAUCAGGGAUGCGGUCACCUACACUGAGCACGCCAAGCGCAAGACAGUCACCGCCAUGGAUGUGGUGUACGCUCUGAAACGCCAGGGCCGCACUCUCUAUGGAUUCGGCGGCUGAGGAUAAAGCGACCCAUUUCCAGCGAACCCAAAGGCUCUUUUCAGAGCCACCCAAACCCCCCGAAAGAGAGCGUAGACCUGAGGACGGGUAAGGCAG
Molecule: messenger RNA, 739 nt
Organism: Chiloscyllium plagiosum (whitespotted bambooshark)
Lineage: Eukaryota; Metazoa; Chordata; Chondrichthyes; Orectolobiformes; Hemiscylliidae
Source: RefSeq, a predicted model, not a curated record